Molecule: messenger RNA, 963 nt
Organism: Chiloscyllium plagiosum (whitespotted bambooshark)
Lineage: Eukaryota; Metazoa; Chordata; Chondrichthyes; Orectolobiformes; Hemiscylliidae
Source: RefSeq, a predicted model, not a curated record
AUGUUCGAAGGGGAACUUGCAGUUGAUGGUAUUGGAACAUCAGAUCUAGGAACAUUAGGAGGCCAUUCAGCCCCUCGAGCCUGCUCCUGCUAUUCACAGUGCAUUGAGAGGAGCUGCCACAAGUGUGCGAGUGAGUGUAAGUGUUUGUGUGUAUGUAAUGUGUGUUCUGUCCGUACAGUUUGUGUUUGUGUUUUUAACAGUGGAAUUAGUCACGGGGUAGGGUGGGGGGGGCCUCAUUUAUUGCAGUACCAUCUCUUCACAGUUUCAAACUCCUUCAGGACGGACCCAGCCUGCAGGUUUGCCGUGUGGAAUGUUCCAGAAAUACUUGAAAAUACGAAUGGUAGCAAACAGUCCGCCAAGGCACCUAUAAUCGAGGGAGUAUGUUUGUCUCCUUUUGAUUCGAGUUUGUGGAAGGUGCCGGUGUGUGAGUGUUGCUGCAUAACGUGUCUAUCAUCGCACAUCUACUACAACACCUCGGAGGGACUGGUUUGUGCUGACUCCGAUGAGUUUAUUCUGCUGGGCCUUGAGGAUGGUCGGAUUCUCUUUAUGGAUGUGCUGGUGGAGAGUGUGAAGUACCAUGAGAUGCAAGCACACAAGGGCGCAGUGAUCCUGAUAAAACAUGACAUGGAUCAAAAUCAGCUGCUGAGCCUGAGCCGAGAUACUUCAGAAAAACGUCUAAAGAUUUGGAGCUUGCCAAAGUUGCAAUUGCUCCAUGAGCUGCCAAUCCCAAGAGAUGUUGUCACUUUCUCAAGAAUAGCCAGUCAGCUGUGUCUGGGCCUGGAGUCUGGAAUGAUCCUCUUCAAUGAUAUCGUGGCCACAAAUUCCCUGAUGUUGUCGUUUUCUCCGACUGUAUCACAAGAUGUUAAGAACGAGUCAGGGGAGAAGCAGCAUUUGGAGCAGCCUGCCAUCGCUGUGAUCACUGACGCCUGUCCCAAGCAAAGCAUCUUCCUGAGCUGCAGGUGA